Messenger RNA from Aspergillus sclerotioniger CBS 115572, 2601 nucleotides. Its product is annotated as DUF1446-domain-containing protein. NCBI's taxonomy places the organism in Eukaryota, Fungi, Ascomycota, Eurotiomycetes, Eurotiales, Aspergillaceae. Bases 1 to 2601 code for a protein of 866 amino acids. The transcript is spliced from 5 exons. The record is from RefSeq and is a predicted model, not a curated record.
AUGCCAAAAUUUUACCAGUCGAUCACUCCCGAACUCCGCGACUGGGCCCUCCGCCAGAGCGUCUUUUUCGUGGCCUCGGCGCCUCUGCAAGGACGGCAUGUCAAUGUGUCACCCAAAGGGUUUCCCGACUCGUCAUUCGCCAUCCUUGGCCCCAACGAGGCUGCCUAUGUUGAUGCCACCGGUUCGGGUAGUGAAACCAUCAGUCAUGUGCGCGAAAAUGGUCGUGUCACCAUCAUGUUCUGCUCAUUCGAUGCUUCCCCGGGCAUAGUACGCUUUUUUUGCACCGGGUCCGUGAUCGAAUGGAAUGAGCCUGGAUUCACCCCCUACCUCGAGCGGAUGGGAGGUAAGCAAGUGGAGGGAGCGCGUGCUAUCAUCCGUCUGAAUGUCUUCAAGGCUCAACAUUCUUGUGGAUAUGGAGUCCCGCGAUUAUCACUGAAAGUCGACCCCAAGACCAACAACACUGACCCGUUUCUCCAAGACCGCAGUACCUUGGGCCAUUGGACGGGCAAAAAGGUCCGAUCCAACGAGCUUCGCGCGUAUCAGAAGGAGUAUAACGUCCGUAGUCUUGACGGGCUGCCUGGACUGAAUACGGCGUUGAAAGAUAACCACCAGCUUAUCUGGCUGAAACGGUUGGGCAACUGGGCGCGACGCCACCGAGAUGAGAUUGAGAUGAUGAAAACCUCCGUUCUGAUACUGUUCAUCUCCAUGACCAUUUUGCAAUGGGCCGGAUAUUCUGGAGCGUCGGGGUCCAGCGCCGACCGCCGUCAUGCCAUUGCCGAGUUCGCUCGAAAUUACCCCCAGGAUCCGGUCGAUGUGAUCAUCGCAGACUUCAUGAGCGAGGCGAAUAUGGUAACGGCGGCUGCACGCAAAGUGGAACAAGACCAGCUCAAGGAGAAAGGUGGACAAGGUCCCCCAAUCCCCGACGCUCCAGGCUAUGAAGCCGCAUUCCUCUUGUCUCUGAGCCCGGCCCUUGAAGACCUAGCAAAGCACGGCAUCAAAGUGGCGGUCAAUGCAGGGAACGCGGACACCGAGGGCCUUUACAAUGUGGUCAGGCAGAUGGUGGAGGCGAAAGGACUGAACCUCAAGGUGGCUUGGGUAUCCGGAGAUGAAGUCCUUUCAACCGUCAAAGCUGCACUGUCAUCGGGCAAGUCAACAUUUAACAACAUCUACACUGGCAAAUCUCUCUCCGACUGGCCCUUCGAGCCCAUCUUUGCUCAGUGCUACUUGGGUGGACUCGGAAUCGCGGCUGCACUGUCCCACGGAGCCGAUAUCGUACUCUGCGGCCGAGUCUCCGACGCUUCACCCGUCAUUGGAGCUGCAUACUGGUUCCACAACUGGAACUGCAGCGACCUUGAUCAGUUAGCCAAUGCAUUUGUGGCCGGUCACCUCAUAGAAUGCAGCAACUAUGUCUGUGGAGGUAACUUCACCGGCUUCAAGACGCUAGAACACGUCGGCGGUGAUGGCUGGGCCAACAUCGGGUAUCCCAUCGCAGAGAUCUCCCCUGAUGGCAAAGUGAUCAUCACCAUGCAGUCCUACGCAACCGGGGGCGCCGUCACUGUCGACACCUGCUCAUCCCAGCUUCUCUACGAGAUCCAAGGCCCAUGGUACUUCAACUCCGACGUCACGGCCAUCCUCAACGACAUCCACUUCGAACAAGUAGGGACCAACCGAGUCGCCAUCCAUGGUAUUCGCUCCGAUGCGCCACCCCCCACCACCAAAGUUGGCAUCACAGCUCACGGCGGCUUCCAAGCCGAGGCGACCUGGUUCCUCGUCGGCCUCGACAUCGACGCCAAAGCACGCAUGCUAGAAGCCCAGAUCCGCCAUCUCCUAUCCCCAUACUCCUCCAAAUUCACUGCCCUCCACUUCUUCACCCUGGGCUCUGUAGCCCCCAACCCUCAAGACCAAGACAGCGCCACCGUCUGCCUCCGCAUCGUCGCCCAAGCCCGCGACGCCGACGACCUCUCCCCGAUGCACUUCCUCCGCCACAUCGUAGACAACAUCAUGCAAGGCUACCCCGGGGCCACCUUCCACCUCGACUCCCGACAAGGCCUCCCUCGUCCCAUCUACGAAUACCACGUCAGCCUCCUCCCCCAAUCCUCCAUCAACCACCGCGUCCACCUCCCCUGGCUGAAUCAAACCCUCCUCAUCGCCCCUCCCCCAACCACCAAAACCUACCCUCUCCGCCAACCCUCCCAGCCCAUCACCUCAAUGGCCCCCACCAUAACCAUAAACCCCUUUGGCCCAACCACCCGCGGUCCCCUCGGCUGGAUCAUCCACGCCCGCUCCGGCGACAAAGGCCCCGACGCAAACUGCGGCUUCUGGGUCCGGCAUGCCGACGAAUAUCUCUGGCUACAAUCCCUAUUGUCCAUUCCAACGAUACAAAUCCUACUAGGAGAGAAAUACAAUGCCAAUCCCGACCUGAGUAUCGAGCGCUUCGAGCUUCCAAAUAUGAGGGCUGUGCAUUUCUUGUUUCGCAAUUUGUUGGAUAGAGGUGUCGGCGUUACCACGACGGUGGAUUUCCUGGGGAAGAAUGUGGCGGAGUUUUUGAGGGCCAGGGAGGUGGAUUUGCCGGUUAGGUUUUUGAGUAGGGGAAAAUUGUAG